Molecule: messenger RNA, 2195 nt
Organism: Schistocerca cancellata (South American locust)
Lineage: Eukaryota; Metazoa; Arthropoda; Insecta; Orthoptera; Acrididae
Product: PDF receptor-like
Exons: 14
Coding region: 546-2195 (549 amino acids)
Biological process (GO): cell surface receptor signaling pathway; adenylate cyclase-modulating G protein-coupled receptor signaling pathway
Cellular component (GO): plasma membrane
Molecular function (GO): G protein-coupled peptide receptor activity
Source: RefSeq, a predicted model, not a curated record
GCAGUUUGGGUGGUAUUCGUGCUGCCUUCCCUCUCCACUGGCUGCGCACGCGGCUGCGGCGUCUGUCACAAAGCGGGACACCAAGCGUUCUCGAACGCUCCACUGAAAUGACAGCUUUUUUCCUUAGUUACUAUUUCCGUUUUUGACUCAUUUCAUCCGAGGCAAUUUCUGUGGACAGCCAACUAUGAAGUACGUACUUAAUGGCUUAAAACGGCAGAGACAGCGUUACAAGCACGCUAGCACAAACGAAAGAAACCAGCAGUUGCAAUUGAAACUUUUCAAAUGAACAUUGGAGCUGCAUACAAUAAUACCACGGAGUCAUGUACAUCAAGAUGCUGCUGACUCUUCGUGACAGAAGGUAGAAUAAUGCAGCAUUCGCCCUUACUUGUGAGGCUGAGAAUAAGACAUUCGUCACAAUAUGUGUCUAAUGGAGUGGAGUUCAUAGUGCUGUGACAAGAAUUGUGGUAACCAUCCCAUCCGAUGGAUAGUGCUGCGAGGACUGGGAGAGUCACCAGUUUCGACCUGCUGCCACCUGGUGACAGCAAAUGAUGGAGAAGGCGGGAGGCGGCUCCUCUGAGACUGUGCUCAACACCAGUCUAGAGACGUGCAUUCGCAAGUACCAGGACUUCGUGUCGCCCAAUGGCGGCCUGUACUGCAACUGGACGUGGGACCAGGUCCUGUGCUGGCCGCCAACCAGGGCGGGGACGACGGCCAAGCAGCGCUGCCCCAGCUUCAACGGCCUGGACCAGACCAAGUUCGCCGUGCGGCGGUGCUCGCUGGAAGGUCGGUGGGAGGGCCGCGACCCUUCGUCCCCUCAGGGCUGGACCAACUACACGCCCUGCUACCUGCCGGAGACCCUGCAGCUCAUGCGGAGGCUCUACGCCGGCUCUGAGGCCGCCGCCAAGGUGAAGCUGGAAAUCGCGGAGCGCACGCGCGCCCUCGAGAUCGUCGGCUUCAGCGUCUCGCUGGCGGCCCUGCUGGUGGCGCUCGCCAUCUUCUGCAGGUUCAGGAGCCUCCGAAACAACCGGACGCGCAUCCACCGGAACCUGUUCGUGGCGAUGGUGGUGCAGGUGGUGAUCCGGCUGACGCUGUACGCCGACCAGGCGGUGGUGCGCGGCGGCGGAGGAGGCAGCGUCCAGGAGCAGGCGGCGGCGGGAGCGGCGCCCCCUGGGGGCGGCGGCGGCACCGGGGGCGGCCACCGCCAGGGCAUCGACAACACGCCUGUGUUAUGCGAGGCGUCAUAUGUGCUGCUGGAAUACGCCCGCACGUCCAUGUUCAUGUGGAUGUUCGUCGAGGGGCUCUACCUCCACAACGCAGUCACAGUGACGGUCUUCCAGGAGAGCUCGUUCCUGCUGGUGUACUCUCUGCUGGGCUGGGGGGUGCCCGUGCUGAUGACCGCCGCCUGGGCCGCCACCACCGCGGUCAUGUUCGGGGGCUCCAACAGAUGUUGGUGGGGAUACAACUUAACACCGUACUUCUGGAUACUAGAGGGCCCGCGAUUGGGAGUUAUUCUGCUCAACUUCCUCUUUCUGCUGAACAUCAUCCGUGUGCUGGUAGUCAAGUUGAGGCAAAGUCACACGAGUGAAAUAGAGCAGGUCAGGAAGGCGGUGCGUGCUGCGGUGGUGCUGCUGCCACUGCUGGGCAUCACCAACCUGGUCAACAUGGCGGACGCCCCGCUGGACAGGGCCGCGUGGGAGUUCGCGCUCUGGUCCUACGCCACGCACUUCCUCGUCUCCUUCCAGGGCUUCUUCAUAGCCUGCCUCUACUGCUUCAUCAACGGCGAGGUGCGGGCGGCCAUCGUGAAGAGCGUGUCGGUGUACCUGCUGCUGCGGCGCCACCACCAGGCGUCGGCGGCGCGCCGCAUGUCCGUCUUCUCCGGCGUCUACGUGGCGGCCGGCGCGCGCCAGCCGCCCCCCGUCGCCUGCACCGCCCUGGUCGGAGCCGCUGGCGCCGGCGCCGGCGGCGGCGGCGUGGCCACGCCCACCUCCAAGAAGCGCAAAAGGUCCGUAUCCCGCUGCUCAGUGAAGAGAAAAUGUCGUGCCGACGAGAAAGGAGACGGCGAGGACUGUGAGGACGAGAUGGAGAAAGAGCAGGUGGUGGUGGGGUCUGUGGUGGAACCACGGCGCAUCAGCAGCAUCACGACCAGGCCCUCCACUGGUACGUGCCACCUGCCUGUCAACACGUACACCACGUAG